This is a messenger RNA of Lolium rigidum, 2890 nucleotides long. Its product is annotated as urease. The record is from RefSeq and is a predicted model, not a curated record. Gene Ontology annotation, molecular function: nickel cation binding; urease activity. NCBI's taxonomy places the organism in Eukaryota, Viridiplantae, Streptophyta, Magnoliopsida, Poales, Poaceae. Gene Ontology annotation, cellular component: urease complex. Gene Ontology annotation, biological process: urea catabolic process. The transcript has 18 exons. Bases 47 to 2572 code for a protein of 841 amino acids.
GCUUUCCCAAGGUUUUCAGCUCUGAGCCCGCCCCUGGUUCUCAGGGAUGAAGCUGGUGCCGAGGGAAGUGGAGAAGUUGGCGCUGCACAAUGCCGGGUUCCUCGCGCAGAAGCGCCUCGCCCGCGGGCUCCGCCUCAACUACACAGAGGCUGUCGCACUCAUCGCCGCCCAGAUUCUCGAGUUUGUCCGCGAUGGAGACAAAACUGUAACGGACUUGAUGGACUUGGGAAAACAGAUGCUGGGCAGGAGACAAGUUCUUGCAGCUGUUCCACACCUUUUGUACACUGUACAGGUUGAAGGAACAUUUAUGGAUGGAACAAAACUAAUUACUGUACAUGACCCUAUUUCUUCUGAUGAUGGAAACUUGGAACUAGCUCUGCAUGGCUCAUAUCUCCCAGUACCUUCACUUGAAAAGUUUUCUGGGAGUGAUGAUAAAGACUCUCCUGGUGAAGUACAUUUCUGCUCUGGACGCAUAAUCCUCAACCUUCAUCGUAGGGCUUUAACUCUGAAGGUUGUUAACAAAGCAGACAGGCCUAUUCAGAUCGGGAGCCAUUACCACUUCAUAGAGGCCAAUCCAUAUCUGGUUUUUGAUAGACAAAGAGCCUAUGGCAUGAGACUGAAUAUACCUGCUGGAACAGCUGUUCGGUUUGAGCCCGGGGAUGCUAAAAGGGUUACCCUUGUAAGCAUCGGUGGUCACAAAGUAAUCAGAGGUGGAAAUGGCAUUGCUGAUGGUGCUGUUGACAGUUCUCAGCUUAAUGAGGUAAUACGAAGAGUUACCGAGAAUGGUUUUGGACAUGAAGAUUAUCCGGAUGCAAGCGAAGGUCUUAUUGGUGAUGGUACAUUGGACUGCAGUAUUGAUCACGAGAAAUAUUCUAGCAUGUAUGGACCUACAACUGGUGAUAAGAUUAGGCUUGGUGAUACCGAUCUUUUUGCCGAGAUUGAAAAGGACUUUGCUGUUUAUGGUGAUGAGUGCAUAUUUGGAGGUGGAAAAGUUCUACGCGAUGGGAUGGGACAAUCCGCAGGGUAUCCAGCGUCUGCCUGCCUAGAUACAGUUGUAACAAAUGCUGUCGUGAUUGACUAUACAGGAAUUUACAAGGCUGAUAUUGGUAUAAGGGAUGGACUUAUUAUUGCCAUUGGGAAAGCUGGAAACCCUGAUGUCAUGGAUGGUGUGCAUAGCAACAUGAUAGUGGGGGUGAAUACAGAAGUCAUUGCUGCUGAAGGCAUGAUUGUAACUGCUGGCGGUAUAGAUUGCCAUGUUCACUUUAUAUGCCCUCAGCUGGUAAACGAGGCGAUUGCAAGUGGCAUAACAACAUUGGUGGGAGGUGGAACAGGACCAGCACAUGGAACUUGUGCCACAACUUGUACCCCUGCACCAUCUCAAAUGAAACUAAUGUUGCAGUCCACCGAUGAAUUUCCAAUCAACGUGGGAUUCACGGGAAAGGGAAAUACUGCAAAACCUGAUGGAUUAUCUGAGAUCAUCAAGGCAGGAGCAAUGGGUUUGAAGCUGCAUGAAGAUUGGGGAAGCACCCCAGCUGCAAUAGACAACUGCUUAUCUGUUGGAGAGGCUUUUGAUAUCCAAGUCAAUAUCCACACAGAUACCUUAAAUGAAGCAGGUUGUGUGGAGCAUACAAUUGCAGCUUUUAAAGAUAGGACCAUACAUACAUAUCACAGCGAAGGUGCUGGUGGUGGUCAUGCCCCAGACAUCAUUAAAGUAUGUGGGGUAAAGAAUGUGUUACCUUCUUCGACAAACCCAACACGGCCGUUUACUUCAAACACUGUUGAUGAGCACCUUGAUAUGCUGAUGGUUUGCCACCACCUUGAUAAAAACAUCCCGGAAGAUGUAGCAUUUGCCGAGUCAAGAAUUCGAGCAGAAACAAUUGCGGCUGAGGACAUCUUGCAUGACAUGGGAGCUAUCAGUAUCAUAUCGUCUGAUUCACAGGCUAUGGGUCGCAUUGGAGAGGUGAUAAUCCGAACAUGGCAAACUGCAAACAAAAUGAAAGUCCAAAGAGGUAGCUUACCUGGGUCUGGUGGCUCUGAUCCUCCCAAGGAUAAUGACAACUUCCGCAUAAGAAGAUACAUAGCAAAGUACACCAUAAAUCCUGCUAUAGUAAACGGUUUUUCGGAUUUUGUUGGUUCUGUGGAGGUGGGGAAGUUAGCUGAUCUAGUUCUUUGGAAACCUGCGUUCUUUGGUGCAAAACCAGAACUGAUUAUAAAAGGUGGUGCAGUUGCGUGGGCUAACAUGGGUGAUCCGAAUGCUAGCAUUCCAACACCUGAACCUGUUAUGAUGCGGCCUAUGUUUGGCGCAUAUGGAAAGGCUGGAAGUUCUAACUCGAUUGCAUUUGUGAGCAAGGCUGCUAAAGAAGCUGGUGUUGCAUCAGAGUACAAACUAGCAAAGAGGGUGGAAGCUGUUGGUGGUGUUCGCGGUUUAACAAAAUUGGACAUGCAACUCAAUGACGCACUUCCAGAAAUAAAUGUAGACCCUGAAACCUACACCGUUACUGCUGAUGGAGAGGUUCUGAGCUGCCAGCCAGCAGCCACAGUACCAUUAUCUCGGAAUUACUUUCUUUUCUAGAGCAACAUUGCUCGAGCAACUCUUGAAGCUCAAAACUCAUUACUCUGCAUUCUUGCUAUCCAAGGCGAUGGCGCAAGGCGCACUCACGUAGGUGCAUCUCCCUUGUAAUAGCACAACACGUAUACUUGUUCAUUUUGUAGUACUAAACCUUUUGGUCUAGAGAACUUUCAUCAAAGUACAUAUGAAUUAGGGAAGUUGGUUGUUAUUUGGGACAUCAAUAAUGGGCGCUCUAGGAGACCGGCCUCUCACGCCACAGGAUCACAUGUAUGAUUAUCCUUAAAUUUUUUGUGAGUUAUAUAUAUUCAUUUUCUUGUGCCA